Messenger RNA from Momordica charantia (bitter melon), 1421 nucleotides. RefSeq names its product TPD1 protein homolog 1-like. Gene Ontology annotation, biological process: cell fate determination. The record is from RefSeq and is a predicted model, not a curated record. NCBI's taxonomy places the organism in Eukaryota, Viridiplantae, Streptophyta, Magnoliopsida, Cucurbitales, Cucurbitaceae.
UUAAAACCUUGCAUUUACAUCUGAGGUCCAAUCAAAGUUUGAUUAAAAUGCGUUGGGUCUGAUUGAUUGACCAUCUCCUCAACCUCCUCAAAUGUGUGUUGAAUGUUGAAUGUUGAAUGUUGAUCAGAAUCUUAGAUUGGUGUGUUUUUGUGUUGACUUUAACCUCUCUUUCUGUCUCUGCAAAUUCAAAUAAAGAGCUUCUUUAUGUUUGAAAGCCACCUGGGAAGUGGGAAGUGGGAGUGGAAGAAGAUUCCAUGCAGAACCCAGAUCUUGAUCUUGACUCAGCGCCGAAAUCACAGAUACAUACACAGACGCAGACAACUAAAUCAAUGCUUUUGGCGGCGCCUCUCCAUAAAAAGGAAUCCCCUGCAUUUACCUACACCCCAUUAAUGGCCGUCCUUUUGCUUUGCUUUGUUUUGUGCAUCCCCUCUCUAGAAAACAGAGCCAAAUUCCUUCCCACUCUCUCCCCCAUUUUGUUCAAGGUAAUGUCAUCGAAAGUCCAACAUUAAAAAUCACAACAAAACCACUCUGUUUUCUGUAAAGCACUCCGUUGGAGCCUCUGUUUUUCAUUUUUCAUACAAUUUGACAACUUAGUCAACCAGGUAGGAGACAAGACAUCGAGUGGAUUUGAAUGUGUUUUGCUUACACGUGUGUCCAUAAUGUAAGCAUCCCUUUAAGUUUUAGAUUCCAUUCCCCCUUUUUACUUUACAUUACUUACUCUGCCUCUGCCUCUGCCACAGCCUCUGCAUGCCCCUUCUUCAUUUGCAUGCUUUUAUAGCACUGCCAUACCCACCAGAUUGAGGCUGAAAGCUUAUAGCUAAUACACAAAGAAACAGAGUGGACGGACAAGACUUGGACAGCCAUGAAAGGUGGUGCUUUCCGCAGCCCCCAUCGCCCUGCCCCCACAUUUUGCUUCUGCUUCUGCCUUGCAUGGCUUCUUGUCUUCGAAUUUGUUCAUUCCAGAGCUGUUGAGGAGGCGGAAGAUCAAAGUGGUGGCAUUGGAUCAGAAUGUUCCGAGGGCGACAUCGAGGUGUUUCAAGGCCAAACAGCUCCUCUUCCGGAUGGGAUUCCGGCGUACACAGUUGAGAUAUUAAACGCCUGUGCUUCAGGCUGCAGCAUCUCCAACAUUCACCUCAAAUGUGGGUGGUUCAGCUCCGCCCGAUUGGUCAAUCCCAGAGUUUUCCGGAGACUGCAGUACGACGACUGCCUUAUCAACGACGGCGACCCUCUGCCUCCUGCUCAAACUCUGUCUUUCCAAUAUGCCAACACUUUCCCUUACCCUCUCUCUCUCGCUUCUGCAACUUGUUCUAAUUAGCAACCCCAACCCCAACUAUAUGUUGUCGUCUCAUCAUUUUCUUUUCUAUCAAUUAUUCCAUCAUUUGCUUCACAUUUAAAUGAAUCCAUGGUAAAUUCUUCUCAUA